Molecule: messenger RNA, 441 nt
Organism: Macrosiphum euphorbiae (potato aphid)
Lineage: Eukaryota; Metazoa; Arthropoda; Insecta; Hemiptera; Aphididae
Source: the annotation of a GenBank genome assembly
AUGUCGAAUUUAGUGCUGAUGUUGGUGCUCAGGGGUCUGAUAUGGGGCGUGUCGUACAUUCAAAGUGGUAAUGGUGUUAAAGAAGCGCGAAACGAGGAUUCGACCUCGACCGCGGUCGGGGGACUGUUCCAGGACAUGGUAACUGAAACCGAUGUGAUGCUGUUCCUCGGAUACCUGGUAGCUGAUGAGUCAGGUCGAUACGAAUGUCUGAACCGCGUGGCGUGUGAGCAACCGGAGCGAGCUGAGAGUUAUCUCAGGACAGCCGAAAUGGUCUGGAAAACCGCGAAAAUGUUUGACGGUGUGAUACCGUUGGACGCGAAGUACGAGAAAACGUUGAUUAGAUUGCAAGAAGCCAUCGAGAACGGAAUGGCGGUCGGGGAUUGCGAGUCGAAAUACAAAUGCUUCGGUCCGACUGCUGCUGCCGAUAACUUCAAAGUCUAG